AAAAUAGAAGGUGGACUGAGCGCAAAAUAUAUUGUUUUUUCUCUGGUUUCUUCCACAAAACAUACAUACUGUUAAUUUACACUUGUGUUUCUUCCUUUCCUUAAUACAAAGUGCGAUUUAUAAUUACAUAUACAGAGAGAGACAGAGGGGGAGAGAGAGGAGAGGAGAGAGGGUUGAGAGAGAGAGAGCUGAGGGUGCAUGGUUAAUUAGGUUUUUAUUUUCUGACCUAGAGGAAUGUUUGACAUUUCUUGAUUGCCCACAAGCUGGUUGAUCUAAUUCUGGGUGUGUAAAGGGGUGGAGGGGUGGUGAAUGGCUACACAGACGAUGGGAUCUCAGGGUGGUUAUGGGAGUGGUAGUGGUGGUAAUGCUAGUCGGAGGGCGGAAGAGCCGAGGACUGAUUUGUUGGGUAGGCAAAGUUCUAUGUACAACCUUACUUUGGAUGAGGUUCAGGACCAAUUGGGGGAUUUGGGGAAACCUUUGAGUAGCAUGAAUCUUGAUGAGCUUCUUAAGAGUGUUUGGUCUGCUGAGGCUAAUCAGGGACUUGGUGGGGUUGAUUUUGGGGAUGCCCAACCGGGGAAUGUGGCUUCGAGCUCCUCUUUGCUCAGGCAGUCAAGUGUUUCUCUGGCCAAGGGGUUGAGCAAGAAAACUGUUGACGAGGUGUGGCAGGAUAUCCAAGAAGGACAGAAAAAGUCUAGACUUGAUAGGAAAAUGAGGGAGAGAAAAUCCACUCUCGGGGAGAUGACUUUAGAAGAUUUCUUGGUCAAGGCAGGGAUAGUUGCUGAAGGAGAAAAAAACCCAGGUGCUGUUCCUGUAGUUGAUGCGAUUGAGAUACCUCAACAAAGUGCUCCUCAGCAGGCUCAGUGGAUGCCUUACCAGACACCUCCAGUUCAUCAGUUAGCCCCGCCACAGCAACAACAAAAUAUGUUUUCUGUUUUUAUGCCUGGUCCUCCACUUCCACAAACUCUUCCAGUUACUGCUAAUCCGAUGAUGGAUGGUUACGCUGAUGCAAUGUCUCCUUCCGCUUUAAUGGAUAAUGUUUCAGAUACACAGGCGCCAGGGAGAAAGAGGAAUGCAUCUGGAGUUGUUGUCGAGAAAACUGUUGAAAGGAGACAAAAGAGAAUGAUCAAGAAUAGGGAAUCUGCUGCUCGGUCACGAGCAAGAAAGCAGGCUUACACCCAAGAACUGGAGCUGAAGGUUUCACGGCUGGAAGAAGAAAAUGAAAGACUUAGAAACCGGCAGGAGGCUGAGAAGGAGUUGCCAAAUGUACUGCCUCCUGAGCCGAAGUAUCAGCUCCGUAGAACAAGCUCAGCUCAUUUCUGAACCAAGUGUUUAUUGUGCUGGAAGUAUUGUUAUCUAGAUGACCUGUGCUUGCUAAUGUUAUUAUUAUUCCUUUAGAUAGACCCUGUUCUAUGUGUCCCCAGUAGCUGAGAUGUACUACAUGGUUACAUCCAACAUUAGUGGGUUACUUUGAAAGCUCCCUGACCAGGUCUAUUGUUGCUUGAGAGUUGGAUUUGGCCAUUAAUUGUGCACCCGCUCCCUCCUGUUAUGUAAAUUUUAGAGUUCAGAGUCUUUGAAUGCAUUCACAAUUAACAGUGAUAUCCUGUUGCUAGUCAGUUUGGUUAAAUUUUCUUAAUAUCAAGUUUUGUAUCAGUUUUGUGA
Daucus carota subsp. sativus is the source of this 1659-nucleotide messenger RNA. Its product is annotated as ABSCISIC ACID-INSENSITIVE 5-like protein 2. The transcript has 4 exons. Gene Ontology annotation, cellular component: nucleus. Lineage: Eukaryota; Viridiplantae; Streptophyta; Magnoliopsida; Apiales; Apiaceae. The record is from RefSeq and is a predicted model, not a curated record. Bases 310 to 1320 code for a protein of 336 amino acids. Gene Ontology annotation, molecular function: DNA-binding transcription factor activity. Gene Ontology annotation, biological process: positive regulation of DNA-templated transcription.